This is a messenger RNA of Limulus polyphemus (Atlantic horseshoe crab), 2821 nucleotides long. RefSeq names its product phosphatidylcholine:ceramide cholinephosphotransferase 2-like. Gene Ontology annotation, cellular component: Golgi membrane; endoplasmic reticulum membrane. The transcript is spliced from 7 exons. The coding region runs from base 201 to 1193 and encodes 330 amino acids. Lineage: Eukaryota; Metazoa; Arthropoda; Merostomata; Xiphosura; Limulidae. The record is from RefSeq and is a predicted model, not a curated record. Gene Ontology annotation, biological process: ceramide biosynthetic process; sphingomyelin biosynthetic process. Gene Ontology annotation, molecular function: sphingomyelin synthase activity; ceramide cholinephosphotransferase activity.
UUACGCACUGUAGGCUUUAGCUUAGGUAGCGUAACAUAGUGUGUUUGUACUUCUAGUGUUAUUGUUUGUAUAUAUUUGACGUGACUUAAGAUAAUGUUUUUUAAGAUCCAGAAGAUUUGUCCGACAAUAAGAAUUGGCCAAUUUUGAAAAAUGUUGUGGAACAGGAACCCCUAACAGCUAAGAUCAGUUUUGUUAGAAUUAUGACCAAAGAAGUUGACUGUGAUUGUAUAAGAACAGAGAUUGAUUGCUUAGAAAACAGUUUCAUCAGACAGAAGAUGAAUGGAGAUUCAAGUGACACAGGAGAUGAUGUUAGGAUUAGUUUAACUUCAUUUGACAGAGAUGAAGGAAGGUUUCCUUCUGAGAAAUGGAAAACAUUUCUUGCUUUUACUUUCAUGUCCUUGAAUCUAGUCUUAAAUCUAACAUGCCUUUCAAUUGUGCACGAGAGAAUGCCAGACCGUACAAAGUAUCCUCCUUUACCAGACAUUUUCUUUGAUUUGUUUCCACCUGCUGACUGGGCUUUGGAUGUAUCUGAAGGGAUAAUUGUAGUAGCUGUGUGGUCAACGUUGUUUAUGAUUUUCAUGCAUAGAAGUAGAUUUAUCAUAUUAAGAAGAGUCUUCCUUAUUAUGGGCCUACUGUACUUUAUGCGCAGUAUUACAAUGUUUGUUACACAAGUACCAGUAGCAAGCACAACAUAUUAUUGCUCACCAAAGGCUAAUAAGACUUCUGCUGGUCUUGUCUUUGGGCGAGUGCUUCACAUGCUUGGUGGAUUUGGACUCUCUAUAAAUGGACGGCACACAUUUUGUGGAGACUACAUCUACAGUGGCCACACAGUUAUUUUAACCAUGGCCUAUCUUGUGAUACAGGAGUACACCCCUCGACGCUGUUGGUUUCUUCAUUGGCUUAUGUGGGCAGCAAGUGUUACAGGAAUCUUCAUGGUACUCCUUUCAAGAGGUCAUUACACUAUUGAUGUUGUUAUAGCAUAUUUUGUGACCACUAGAGUUUUCUGGAUGUACCAUACAUUAGCUAAUAAUCCAUCUCUGAAAGGUGAAGAACAUACAAACUUUUUAUCUAAACUCUGGUGGUUUCCAUUAUUCCUGUACUUUGAGCGUAAUGUUAAUGGUGUGAUACCUAGCCAGUACGAGUGGCCAUUACCUUGGCCAAGGAGAUGUUUCAGAUCUCCAUAUGUUUCUUAGCAUUAAAUCAGGAAUAGACUGAAUGUUGGUGAAGAUAUUUCUUAGGGAUCAAGAAAUAUAGGUGAAAUAUUAAAAUGUUUUAAUUUGAAUUAAAACCUGCAGGACUGAAUUUAAAGCAUUAUCAACAAAGUAUAGUACCUGUUGUUUUAAAAUAGUGUUUGUGGCAAUCUGUAUAGGAUACUUAGAAAGUGAAAAUUUUGAAUAAUUCAAUAGUUUUGUGAGUAUUUUAAACAUAUAGAAAUAAAUUUGUCUCUCUGUGCAAAAUAUUUUAAUGUUUUCACAUUUUGUAAUUUUCAGAGUAUUGAUUACUCAGUUUAAUCAGCUUUUGAUGAAACAGUUAUUAGUCCAUAAGAUAUUUUUGUGACUCCGAAAAAUGGAAAAAUGUGAUGUCGUAAAUAUGUGCAUACAAAGAAAUAUCUAUGGUUUUGGGUUUUUAGUAUAUUUGUUCUAUUAUAUGUGUAUAUGUUCAUGAGGUUUAUUUGAAUUAAAAAAGGUAUUAUUAAAAAAAUAUAUGUAAAACUGUAAUCUAACAAUUGUGUAAGUUACUGCAAAGUAAUAGUGAAAUUGAUGUUUAUGAUGGGUAAUUGUAUAUAUUUGCACUGACACUAUAAGAAUACUGAAAGUGAUGGCCUUUGUAAGUACUACUAUAGUCCAGCCAAUGAGCAUCAUUAGUCAGUCCUUGUAAGCACCAUGUGGUUUAUUGAAAUAGUUAAGCCUUUACUAUAUAUAUAUAUAUAUAUAUAUAUAUGUAGAUACAAGUGUGAACCACUCAUUGACUACAAAAAGUACAUUUUCUACUAAUGCCCAGUGAAUGUUGGACCUUAUAAACGUUUCUAUGAAGGCCUUGUUGCUGUAAUAGUAAUCAUUUAGUUAUUUCUACCCAGUUUUAAAUGUAUCAUGACUGUAAUAAGUUGUUCUUUGUAGAAUAAUAGAAUCAUGUUAAGCUUGGUUUUUUAGUUCCUUCAGUAAGAGAUGCUCAUAAAAACUAGGCAAAACACUUGUAUCUUAAAAUUUGUUCUACUGUUUUUUGGCCAAUAAUAAAAGAUAGAAUGCAUUCUGGUUGGCUUAAUUAUCCAUUGCACUUUACAGUUAGCUAUUGCAAUAUCAAGGAAUUGAAAAUAUAUAUAUAUAUAUAUAUAUAUUGAAGUUUUGAAUGUAAGGACAGAAGAGAAUUUAUAACUCUAAGGAAAAAUAUAUAAUGUUAUUAGUUAUUUCAAACAUGAAAAUUGUACUUUUUGUGAAUGUGUUUUUUAUAUGUUUAAGUAUAAGGUGUAUUAUUAAGAUGGGUACGACUCAACAGAUAAUUACUUGUAUACAUUUUUGUUUUGUAACUGUUUUCCAUUAAAAUUUAUUGAGCUUUUAAGUCUACAAAAAGCACACCAUCAAAACAGAAUUUGUGAUAUUUUAAUGCAAAGUCAUAUUUCAUAAAAGUAUUCAGCAUAACAUCAUACACAUUGCUGAAAAUUCCUUUCUAAGAACUGCUAACAAACAAUGUCAUUAUUGAAAUUUCUUUCUUAGUCUUUAGUGAAUAACAUCUCAUAAUUAUACCUUAUAUUGAAAUAAAUGUAUGUGUAUAUAUGUUUUGAAGGUUUUAAGUAUUGUUAAUACAGUAUGUGCUAUGCUGUUAU